UAGACCGGUACUUCGUACAUGUACUUCGUACCUACUUCAUAGAUCCACCUAUAGUGGACCUUACUCUUAUUGGGUAGAAGGUGACGCUUGCCAAGAACUGAAGUUUCUAAAGCUUCAAAACGUUCCCAUGGAUUUACACAAUUUCCACAAUUUACAAUUUACAAUUUACACAACACCAAGUUUUAAAUCUCUCGGCCUUUGAUAUAUCCAAUAUCAAAUUCUACCGUAACCACAAGCCAUUGAGGGCUACUAUGCCCAUCACAAAACCUUCACGAUGGCAUCUUCUCAUCGAAUCGCUCGGCGCUUCCUCAGCUCACCGGCCAACCCGCUAUCUUCCUCUAGACGAUCUCCCGUUCAGCUCCGUACCCGAAUCGCCGCCCGUAACGCCUCAACAUCUACGGACUCUCUACCCGCGUCCCGGGUAAAAACGGCACUCUUCAUAACAUCUAUAGCUGUAUCCGGCUAUGUAGUCUAUAUUUAUGGCACCGAUACUCGCGCUUUCGUCCACCGUUAUGUCGUACCCCCGCUGCUCCGCUAUCUCUACCCGGACGCCGAGGAGGCACACAAUGUUGCUGUCUCCUCUAUGAAGACACUGUAUAACCUAGGUCUUCACCCGCGCGAGCGUUCUAGCUCAUCUAUCUCUGAUGGUCCGGAUAUUAGUGUAUCCGUCUUCGGAGAGCAACUGGCAAACCCUAUUGGUAUCUCCGCGGGCCUCGACAAGCAUGCUGAGAUCCCGGACCCGUUGUUUGCCCUCGGCGCCUCUAUCGUUGAGGUUGGUGGCUGCACGCCCCAGCCGCAGGAGGGUAACCCCAAACCGCGCAUGUUUCGAAUCCCUACACUGGACGGUCUGAUAAACCGGUAUGGACUAAAUUCGCGUGGCGCUGACGAUAUGGCUAUGCGGUUACGGGAUCGGGUUAGACUAUAUGCUAAGACAGUUGGGUUAGAUGAAGCAAGUGUAUUAAACGGCGAGGCCAAUGUUCCUCCGGGUAGUCUGUUGCCUGGACGCUUGUUAUUGGUGCAGAUUGCUAAGAACAAGGAGACGGACGAACGUGACGUGGAAGCCGUGAAGCGGGACUACGUAUACUGUGUGCGACGGCUAGCACCGUACGCGGAUGUGCUCGUUGUUAACGUGAGCAGCCCGAACACGCCAGGCCUGCGCGACUUGCAAGCCGUGGAGCCCCUUACGCGGAUCUUAAGUGCGGUAGUCGAUGAGGCGCGGCGGACGGACAGGAAGCGGGCGCCCAGGGUCAUGGUCAAGGUUUCGCCGGAUGAGGACGAAGAUACUCAGAUAGAAGGCAUUGCGCAGGCGGUGUGGUUGAGUGGUGUCGACGGGGUCAUCGUGGGUAAUACUACGAAGCGCCGGAAUGGACUGGUCCCAACCGGGGUAAACAUAUCACCUAAAGAGCAAUAUACCAUGACGGAGACCGGUGGUUACUCGGGUCCGAUGAUGUUUGACCGAACCGUCGACUUGGUAAGACGGUACCGGAAAUUGCUAGACGGCCAAUCCUUCCAGCCUGCCAAGACGAACAAGGCUGUUGCCAACGAGGCGGUCGAUGAGAGCAUAGCGGGAAUUGAAGGAACCAUCACUGGAUUCUCCGAAACCGAGAAGAAACCUAGCACUAUCCCGCCGCAAGAGCAAAAGGUCAUCUUUGCUACGGGGGGAAUUACAAAUGGGCGGAGAGCCUUGGAGAUUUUGAAUGCUGGCGCGAGUGUCGCCAUGAUCUAUACAGGUCUUGUCUACGGAGGUGCUGGAACUGUCACGCGCAUGAAGAGCGAGAUGAAGGAAGAGUUGGCUGCGGAAAAUAAGUCAUAGAUAGAAGAGAAGGGGACUUGUGGAUGGGAUGACUUGUUUUAAAAGGACUAUUGUAUCACCAGCACACGUACGGGAUGACCGUUUCAAAAGUUUUGUCCAUAGGGCACCCCUGUCAGGGCCGACGCUCACUGACCACGAUUGUCUAACACCGGGCGACUUGAAAAUGAAUGUAUAUAUAAAAUACUCCGUUUAUAUUUUGAGUUAUGUCCUACCGGAAAGAUGGAAAUAAAAAUAGAAAAAAGCAACUCGUAACUUGUAAUCUAGUCAUUUAUGUAAAUAUGAGUUUUUUAUAAUUUUA
Molecule: messenger RNA, 2111 nt
Organism: Daldinia loculata
Lineage: Eukaryota; Fungi; Ascomycota; Sordariomycetes; Xylariales; Hypoxylaceae
Product: FMN-linked oxidoreductase
Exons: 1
Coding region: 275-1813 (512 amino acids)
Biological process (GO): 'de novo' pyrimidine nucleobase biosynthetic process; pyrimidine ribonucleotide biosynthetic process
Cellular component (GO): cytoplasm; mitochondrial inner membrane
Molecular function (GO): dihydroorotate dehydrogenase activity
Source: RefSeq, a predicted model, not a curated record